Ustilaginoidea virens is the source of this 2736-nucleotide messenger RNA. RefSeq lists its product as uncharacterized. The record is from RefSeq and is a predicted model, not a curated record. Gene Ontology annotation, biological process: peptidyl-serine phosphorylation; peptidyl-threonine phosphorylation. The transcript has 5 exons. Gene Ontology annotation, cellular component: nucleus; cytoplasm. NCBI's taxonomy places the organism in Eukaryota, Fungi, Ascomycota, Sordariomycetes, Hypocreales, Clavicipitaceae. The coding region runs from base 1 to 2736 and encodes 911 amino acids. Gene Ontology annotation, molecular function: ATP binding; protein serine/threonine kinase activity; protein tyrosine kinase activity.
AUGGAUUCAUCGUGGCAGCAGCAGUCUUACAACGACUCGGCCAGCGCCUCGCGACGGCACAACGGCGGCGGCCAGAUGCCUCGAGAUUACGCCGGUCAACAGCCGCCUGCCUCCGCGGGCUAUGCUUACGAUCACCCCCAGCAUCAGCAUCAGCAUCAACAUCAGCAUCACGGCGGUGCUCCCGUGCUCCCCAUUGUCCAUCCUGCCGGCCAUUCCGUCGUCCUCCACGGCGCCAAUCCAGCCAUCUCCCCCCUCUUGCAAGCUGGCCCUGCUCCACGCGACGGCAAUGGCGAUGUUGCCAUGCACGAUGCUCAAGAUGCCCAUGCCGGCAUCAAAUACCCCUUGAGGCCUCACCACCAGCCUCAUCACUCUGGUGGACGCUCCUCCACCCUGCAAUCGCCGCACGAGCAACAGCCGUCAUCCGCCGCCCAGCGCUACUCUCCCAUGGACACCCUGGCAACCACGUCGCCCUACGCCCACAAAACCAGUCAGUUCGCCAACCCCCCGCCUCAAACCCAAACCCCGAACGCGCAGCCAGAGUAUCCGCAGAGCCCCUACUAUGCUGGGCGAUCGGCCUGCCAGAACUUGCCGCCCAUCAUGCCUUUCAACUCCCCCCAGGACAGUUACUCUUCAUCCGGCUUGGCAAGCUUCGACGGUGCCUCCUUUCCCAACGGACCCAAAUCCCCUCGACGGCAGAACCCCCCGCCGCAAAAGUCUGUUCCCGAGUUCCGCAAGGUGCGAGCUUUGACCGAGCUGCGGCCCAAAGUUAACCGGCAGCCGCCCUUCCGACGAGCUAAUCCCGAGGGAGGCUUCAUCAGUCCUCUGCAAGCUCUUACAUCUCACCUGCCAGCAACGUAUCGUAUCUGUAACCCUAGCUUCAAAUACGAGACCUCGCGAAACCCUCGUCGAGUUUUGACGAAGCCGAGCAAGGGAGUCAAGAAUGAUGGCUACGACAAUGAGGAUAGCGAUUACAUACUUUAUGUCAACGAUAUACUGGGAUCGGAAGAGGCUGGUCACAAAAAUCGUUACCUUAUUUUAGAUGUCCUUGGCCAAGGGACGUUUGGUCAGGUCGUCAAGUGCCAGAAUCUGAAAACGCAAGAAGUUGUUGCCGUCAAAGUCAUCAAGAAUCGCACGGCUUACUUCAACCAGAGCAUGAUGGAAGUAUCUGUCCUUGACCUGCUAAACACGAAACUCGACAAAAAUGACGAUCAUCACUUACUGCGACUCAAAGAUACAUUCAUUCACAGACAACAUCUUUGCCUGGUAUUCGAAUUGCUGAGCGUCAACUUGUACGAGCUUAUCAAACAAAACCAGUUCCGGGGAUUGAGCACUACUCUUGUACGAGUCUUUGCCCAGCAGCUUCUCAACGGCCUCGCGCUCUUGAACAAGGCUCGGCUGAUCCAUUGUGAUCUGAAACCUGAAAACAUCCUGCUCAAGAACUUGGAAAGCCCAAUCAUCAAGAUUAUAGAUUUUGGAUCAGCUUGCGACGAACGUCAAACAGUUUAUACUUACAUCCAGUCAAGAUUCUACCGUUCGCCAGAAGUCUUGCUAGGAUUGCCAUACUCCUCCGCCAUCGACAUGUGGUCUUUGGGCUGCAUCGUGGUCGAGCUGUUUCUUGGAUUGCCCUUGUUCCCAGGUUCGUCGGAAUACAAUCAAGUGUCUCGUAUUGUCGAGAUGCUCGGCAACCCCCAAAACUGGAUGAUCGAAAUGGGCAAACAAGCGGGAGAGUUCUUUGAGAAACGUCAAGACGAGUUUGGCAGACGAACAUACCACUUGAAGAGUAUGGAGCAGUACGCGCGAGAGCAUAAUACGAAAGAGCAGCCAAGCAAGAAGUACUUUCAGCAAAGCACGCUGCCCGACAUUAUAAAGUCGUAUCCCAUGCCGCGCAAAAACAUGAAGCAGAGCGAGAUUGACCGAGAGAUGAACAACCGCAUUGCCUUCAUAGACUUUGUGCGUGGUCUGUUAACCAUCAAUCCUCUUGAGAGAUGGUCGCCACAACAAGCGAAGCUGCAUCCGUUCAUCACCCAGCAGAAAUAUGCGGGACCUUUUGUUCCUCCCAUGAACUUGAAAGCAAGUUCCCUAAACAGGUCACCGGCUCCAGGAACCCAGCAGCAGCAGCAAGCCGAGGCCCUGAGCAAGCAACGUGCGCAAGCAGCCCAGGCUCAGGCCAAUUCUGCGGCUGCUCAUUCGGCGGCCCAGGGAGCCUACCCGAACAUGGCUGCUGCUGGCCAGUAUCCCGCGCAGCCAGGACACGUUCAGCCUCCCAUUUACGGCAACACUCCCGUCUAUUCUCCUGCUGGAAAUUCCGGCAGCAUAGCACCAUCGUACGGACCCCAGGCAGGUCAGUACGGACAAAUGGUCAUGAGCCAGGCCCCGCAGCCGAUCGCCUCUGGCCAGUACGGAAGCGUGGCUCAGUCAAACAUGUACCAGCAGGGCAGCAUGAGAGCCAGCAGACAGAGGGCCUCGACCAUGGAACAGCAGCAGAGCGGCAUCCCCGCCGCCAUCCAGCGAGUAGCAAGUCAUCUCGACCCUAACCAGCCCAUUCGCCUCCAGCCUAGCCCGGCUUACUACCCUCCGCCCGAGGGAAUGGUCGGGAUGGACAAUACGCCAGGUCGAGCUGGGCGGAGGGGAAGCCGAGCGCAGCCAGCCGGUAGAGGCAACAGAGACUUUAUACGCAACCUCGAGGAACGAACUUUGGAAGAGGGAUUCAUGGGAAAUCAGAACUCGUGGCGUUGA